CUGUGGCGUGCGAGCGGCGGGCAGAGGCAGCGCAGCCCGGCGAGCUGCGGCAGUGACUCGGCUCCAGGGGAGGCUGCCGGAGCGGCGCGGCGCAGCGCGGCGCGUACACACACAGCCGGGCUCCGGGCAGGGCGGGCGAUGCGGCAGCAGCGGGAACAGCAGCAGCAGCAGCAGCAGGUGGUGCUGAUCAGCCGCAGGACAGGAGCCCGCAGCCGCCAUUAGACAAUAGGAGCCGCCAGCGCCGCAGCGAAGUGAAACUGCAGCCCCGGGCCGGGGCAGCGCGGCGGGGGGACGCGGCCUAGGCUGGGGCGCUGCGCCGAGGGGGGACAAAGGCGCGUCGCGGCGGGAGGAGGCGGCGGCGGGUCGCCCAGUGCCCGGGCGGAGCAGGCGGGUCCCGGCCCAGGCAGCCGCCGCAGCAGCAGCAGCCGGAGCCGCCUGCAUCGGAGCCGAGCCCGAGCCUGACAUGAUGUUUCCGCAAAGCCGGCACUCGGGCUCAUCUCACCUGCCGCAGCAGCUGAAGUUCACAACCUCCGAUUCCUGCGACCGGAUUAAGGACGAAUUCCAGCUCUUGCAGGCUCAGUAUCACAGCUUGAAGUUGGAAUGUGACAAGCUGGCCAGCGAGAAAUCAGAGAUGCAACGUCACUAUGUCAUGUAUUACGAGAUGUCCUACGGGCUCAAUAUCGAAAUGCACAAACAGGCUGAAAUUGUCAAGCGGUUAAAUGGGAUUUGCGCUCAAGUCUUGCCCUACCUGUCUCAAGAGCACCAACAGCAGGUCCUGGGAGCCAUUGAACGAGCCAAGCAAGUGACCGCCCCAGAGCUGAAUUCCAUCAUCCGUCAGCUUCAAGCUCACCAGCUCUCGCAGCUCCAGGCUCUGGCGCUCCCCCUGACUCCACUGCCUGUGGGCCUCCAGCCCCCUUCCCUCCCGGCUGUCAGCGCCGGCACCGGGCUCCUCUCGCUGUCCGCCCUGGGCUCCCAAGCUCACCUCUCCAAGGAGGACAAGAACGGUCACGAUGGGGACACCCACCAAGAUGACGACGGGGAGAAGUCGGAUUAAAGUGAGGGGUUGGGGGGGGGGAGAGGGGUUCAGUAAAAGAUGCAGUAUCGCUCUGGUCAACGCUCCGCAGAACUGCAGUAGUCUGUACGGUGGCAGCCCGCCAGGCACACAACCCGGGUGGUUGCACCAACUCCCCCCCCCCCCCAUGCCCACGAUGUAUGUGUGUGCGGGGGGCGGGGGGGUCCAAGCAUCCAUCUCCUUUGAGAACGGAAUAGAAAUGGGGCAGCAAUGAACGCCCCCGCUACGAACACGGGGCUGUUAAAUUCCACUCUCCGCCAGCCCCCAGCUCCCUCGGUCCGGGCCGAGCGCUGCUGUCACCCGUUGAUCUGACCCCGGGGUGUGCAGAUGGGCCCAGCUGUGUCUGGACUCCGGGUACUGCAUGCGAGCCCAGUGGUACCAUUCCCCCUCUCCCCGGCCCCGGUGCGUAUUCCAAGAUACAAACCCGUUCUCCAUCCCCGUCGUCCCUGCCCCUCCACGCCCCGACCUCUGUAGCUUCCGAGUGCGUCUCACUGGUUCGGGCUCUGUUCCGUCUCGGCACCCCCACCUGCACUAGUGCCAGUUCUGCACCUUGCUGUCCUGCAUGUAUCCCUGUUAAACCAGUCCUGGGAGCACAAUACUAGUCCAGUGCCCUCAGGCGCCAGGUGUCUCUUUUCCUGCUGCUUCUCCACUUCUAGCUGGAGCCCCCCCCCCGCCCGCUGGCCCUCCUCAGCAUUGAACCUGGCUGUCUAAGAUGGUGGGAGGAGCGGGGGGAGGGGAGAAAUCAGACCAGCUUAGAACCUCCCUCCGCUUCCCUGUCCCUCACCGUUUGGAAAAGGAUACUGCAGCUUUCUCUGUUUCUAUUUCAGUGCGCUAGCGUGUCUUUCUUUUAAAAAAAAAACCACAAAAAACAAAAUGGAAUUAAAAAAAAAAAGAAUCUCGUGUUUGUAUAUAGUCCUUUAGAGAGAAAUCUUGUUUGGCUUUUUGUGUUUAAUCACUCAACCUAUA
Molecule: messenger RNA, 2038 nt
Organism: Mauremys reevesii (Reeves's turtle)
Lineage: Eukaryota; Metazoa; Chordata; Testudines; Geoemydidae
Gene: TLE5
Product: TLE family member 5, transcriptional modulator
Exons: 7
Coding region: 464-1054 (196 amino acids)
Biological process (GO): regulation of DNA-templated transcription; negative regulation of canonical Wnt signaling pathway
Cellular component (GO): nucleus; transcription regulator complex
Molecular function (GO): protein binding; transcription corepressor activity
Source: RefSeq, a predicted model, not a curated record